AUACUGGUAAUACAAAUCAGUUUUGAAAAGGGUUGGUUUCAGCGACAUUGCCACUGCAGAUUCAUGAUCACUCAACAGAUGGAGGGCAUGGCCGAGAGAGAAAAUAAUUCAUUGUUCACCGUGUUAGCACCGCUAGACGUCCCCGUUCAAGGUUCACUGAGUUCAAUUCAGCGGAUAUUUACCGAACCAGGCGAGAUAUUUGGCACCGAGCGAUUCAAAUACCAGUAUUACUAAUUACAAUCUGCUCAGCGCCAGCGGAAUCCCAAGAUCUUUGUGGACAAUUUGGUCGGAAAAAAACGUCUUGCACUGCAUGAGUUUUAAACAUGAAUAUCUUCAUUUUACUUGCCAAAACUUUCUGGACGAUCCUCGAGGCCUUCGUGUUGAAGUUCGUCCCGGUGAAGAGGAAGAGUGUGCGGGGAGAGGUGGUGUUGGUGACCGGGGCGGCUCACGGGGUCGGGCGGUGCCUGGCGCUGGAGUUCGGCCGGCUGGGCGCAACCGUGGUGCUGUGGGACAUCAAUCGGGACGGGAACGAAGCUACUGCCGAACAGAUCCGUGAGGACGGCGGCACGGCGCGGGCCUACCGGGUAGACUGUAGCAAAAGGGAGGAAAUACAGGGGGUGGCCCAACAGGUGAAAGAAGAGGUAGGUGAUGUGACCGUUCUGUUCAACAAUGCUGGCGUGAUGACCACAGGCUCCGUACUGGACCUAACAGAUGACCAGAUUGAGAGAACCUUCCAAGUCAACGUCCUUGCACAUUUCUGGACCAUACGUGCCUUCCUACCAAGUAUGAUGACCAAGAACCAUGGCCACAUUGCCGCACUGGCCUCUAUAGCGGGCUACAGCGGAAGUCCAUACAUGGUUGACUACACCUCAUCAAAGCAUGCUGUGGUGGGGCUGAUGGACACCUUGCAGAAAGAGUUGGAACUGCAGGGGAAGGAUGGAAUUAAAACAACCACCGUCUGUCCCUUCUUCAUCGACACAGGAUUCUGUCCCAACCCUAAAAUUGGAAGUACCAGAGGUGGGAUGCGCGUUCUUUCACCAGAGGAAGUUGCCUUGGAGGCAGUCGAUGCCGUUCUCAAGAACAAAAGACGUCUCAUCUUGCCACCGGAGCUGAGAUCCGUUCCUCUCACUAGCCAACUGCUGCCGUACAAGACACAGACAUUGCUGCAGCACUCAGCUGACAUAAGCUUUGAUCUGAUGCAGUCAGGACAACAUAACAAGAGUGACUAAUAUCAUCACCCGCCCCAGCCCGCAAAGGGCCCGUCUAUGUUAAACUCUACUAUUCUAUUGUAGUUUUCUGAUGACUAAUGAGAAAGAGUAUUGUGAAUGGAAUGCUGAUUUCUUUCUUUCUGUUGUCUUAGCCUGGUAUUAUAAUCAGUAACAUACGUUAUGUGUAUAACUACACAAUAUAUAUUUACACAUUUUGUUAAAAAAAAGCCUACCAUGGCAUGUAGAAACGGUUUAACCAGAUUGAGAAGAAAAUAUAUAAUACAUCUAUUACUUGCUGCUUAUUCCCUGGUUGAGUAUUUUCAUGGCAUUUUCUGUGCUGUGUCUAAUAUGACUACUAUUUGUGUUUAUGUAGUACGAAAUGUAUUGAAAUCACAAGCCCUUCAUUCAACAUCGUGAGUACUAGGUCAAUGCAAUGUACAUUCAAUUUAAAUUCAGACUGUUUGUAAUUUGAUUGGAAGAAGUAAAGAUACAUUGCAAUUAAAGGCGUGAAAUCCAUUAGUCUUCAA
Branchiostoma floridae (Florida lancelet) is the source of this 1735-nucleotide messenger RNA. Its product is annotated as estradiol 17-beta-dehydrogenase 11-like. Gene Ontology annotation, molecular function: oxidoreductase activity, acting on the CH-OH group of donors, NAD or NADP as acceptor. The record is from RefSeq and is a predicted model, not a curated record. The coding region runs from base 324 to 1229 and encodes 301 amino acids. Gene Ontology annotation, cellular component: lipid droplet. The transcript is spliced from 6 exons. NCBI's taxonomy places the organism in Eukaryota, Metazoa, Chordata, Leptocardii, Amphioxiformes, Branchiostomatidae.